AUGGCCUGCUCCUUUCCUGCGGAUCCUCCUCCUCCAACAGCUGCAGCUGUGCCAAGGGCUCCUGCCAGUGCUCCAGCUGCGUUAACAAGGCCCACGCCUCCUCGUGCUCUUGCGGGGGCAGUGGGAGCAACUGCAACUGCGCCAACUCCGGCAAGGCUUGCAGCUGCUAAGCAUCUCGCACCCCAUUUCAUGCAAAGCCGGUUGGAGUGA
This is a messenger RNA of Stereum hirsutum FP-91666 SS1, 210 nucleotides long. RefSeq lists its product as uncharacterized. Bases 1 to 210 code for a protein of 69 amino acids. The transcript has 3 exons. NCBI's taxonomy places the organism in Eukaryota, Fungi, Basidiomycota, Agaricomycetes, Russulales, Stereaceae. The record is from RefSeq and is a predicted model, not a curated record.